Parasteatoda tepidariorum (common house spider) is the source of this 6413-nucleotide messenger RNA. Lineage: Eukaryota; Metazoa; Arthropoda; Arachnida; Araneae; Theridiidae. The record is from RefSeq and is a predicted model, not a curated record.
UUGGCUGUCUUAAAACUCUCGAACGCCUCCGACAGUUCAACUGAAGAAGAAUAACGCCAGGAAAAACUUCGCAGCUCCUGUAUCAGGUAGCUAGCGCAAAGCAUCCUGGGAUUUAAGAACAUUCAUCUAAAAAUUUUUGUGCAUGUGAGUUUUUUCGGGUAGAAAUGGCUCUGUGUCGGCUUUUUCUGGUGUUAUUACUCUUUUUACCACUCAUUUCAUGCAAAAAGAAAUCUUCAUCUUUAGCAUCGGACGUUAUUGAAGAAGUGGAUCGAAAAAAACUAGAAAAACUCAUUAAAGAAGAACAGUUCCUAGCCGUAUUUUUCUAUACUAAAAGUUGUAAAGAUUGUCCUGUAAUACUUCAAGAAUUAGAAAGAAUAGAUGAUGACGCUUCCAAUUUUGGUGUUGCAUUUGUUAAAAACUCAGAAAAAUCAACUGCAAAGAAAUAUAAUGUUACAUCAUUCCCAGCUCUGGUGUACUUUCGAAAUCAGAACCCUGCGAUAUUUGAAGGUGAUCUGAAAGAUGAAGAAAGAGUUCUGGCUUGGUUGACAGAUUUAGAUUCUAUGGAAUUACCUGACAGAAUAGAAGAAGUCAAUGCAAAAAUAUUAGAAAAUCUAAUCGAAGACACGGAUUUUCUUGCUGUUUUACUGUAUAAAGAAGAUGAUGAAGUUUCCGAAAAAGUAUUGGAGAAACUUGAAAAUGUGGACGGACUUGCUGAUGCCAAAAAUAUUGGUAUGGUCAAAAUUGCGGAUGAUAGCUUGGCCAUUGAAUAUGGACUGGAACAUUUACCUUCCUUGAUUUACUAUAGAAAACAAAUUCCUCUGCUAUAUGAUGGUGACCUGAUGAAUGAAGAACAAGUGCUGAAUUAUUUAUUUGAAUUUCAAGAUCUGGGUGAAGAGAAUGAAGCUAUUGAAGAUGUGUCAGCGAAUGGUUUACUUACAUUAAUUGAAGAAUCUCCCUACCUUGCUGUCUUAUUUUAUGACAUCGAAAAUCGUCGUUCUCAGCGUAUCUUAGAAGAAUUGGAAAAUAUUGAUGAUGAUUGCGAACGCCAUGGCGUCUCAUUUGUCAAAAUCGAUGAUGACAAAGUGGCAGCCGAAUUUGGCAUCGAGACUUUACCAGCUUUGGUAUAUUUUGAAAACAAAAUGCCUAAUUUUUAUCAAGGGGAUCUCACAAAAGAGGAAGUUGUAUUGGAUUGGCUUGUCAAACAGACAAGUUCUGAUGAAAUUGAAGAUGUCACUGAUAAAGUUCUGACUCAGAUGAUAAAGAAAACUCAUGAAUUAGUAGUAUUUUUUUAUGACAAUGAUGACGAAGAAAGUUUGCAUAUAAUGGAAAAAUUGGAAGGAAUUAAUGAUAACGAAGCAGAUCUCGUGGUUCCCUUCGUUAAGAUUGAUGAUAAGGAAUUGGCAGAAGCCUAUGGAAUAACUGAUUUACCAAGUCUUGUGUUCUUCGAAAAUCAAGUCCCAAAUUACUAUACAGGAAAUUUAACCAAUGAAGAGGCCGUGUUUGAUUGGUUGAAAGAAUUGCAGUCAUCUGAUGAGAUUGAGAUUGUGACGGAUCAAGUUGUAGAACUGAUGAUUGAUAAAUGUGAAUACUUGGCUGUUAUAUUUUACGACGCUGAUGAUGCUUCUGCUAAAAAAGCCCUAUCUGAAUUGGAGCAUAUUGAUGACGAGACGGACAAAGCAGGUAUUCCCCUCAUCAGAAGCCACAGUAAGCAAAUACCUGAUACAUAUGGAAUCGAAACACCCUCUCUUGUAUAUUUCGAAAAUGGAGUACCCAAUAUCUACCCAGGAGAGCUAUCGAAUGAGGAAGAAGUCUUGAAGUAUCUUCUUGAACAGCAGAGCACUGAUGAAAUAGAGGAUGUCACACCAAAAGUGCUUGAACAAAUGAUUACGAAAAACGAACAUUUGGCUGUUCUUUUUUACGAUAAGGAAGAUCGAAAAUCAAAAGAAGUUGUGAGAGAAUUGGAAAAUAUCGAAACUGAGGGAGGUGAAGACGGAGAUUUACCAUUUGUUCGAAUCGAUAAUGAACAGGUUGCAGCAGAAUAUGGUUUUGAAUCUGAUUUGCCUGUUUUACUAUAUUUCGAAAAGAGAAUACCAUCUGUUUAUCACGGAGAUCUGACCAAUGAGCAGCAGGUGUGGAAGUGGCUUCAUCUUCAGCUGACAACUGAUGGUAUUGAAGAAGUCACUGAAAAAAUUCUCUUCAAUUUAAUAGCUCAUAAUCCAUUCGUGGCUGUUUUAUUUUAUGAUCAUAAAUCUAAAAAGAGUGCGAAAGUAUUGAAAGAGCUGGAAUCAAUUGAUGAUGAUGCUGAUCAGUAUAAUAUUCUUGUAGUGAAAAAUGACAAUUUGCAAGCUGCACAAAAAUAUGGCAUUAAAAAGUUACCUGCUUUGUUAUUUUUUAAAGAAGGUAGCCCGAUUGUGUACGAAGGAAACCUGAUGAAGGAAGAGGAAGUGUUUCAGUGGAUGAUUGAUCUUCUGGCAAAUGAUGAAAUAGAAGACAUUACUGAAAAUGCUCUGGACAGCUUAAUUGACAACAAUGAAUUUGUAGUUGUGUUCUUUUAUGAUAAAGAUUCCAAUUCAAGCACACAAAUUUUGCAAGAGCUAGAAAAUAUUGAUGAUGACACUGACCGUCAUGGAAUCCCAUUUGUUCGAAUCGAUGACGACACAGUUGCGAAAGAAUACGGUAUCCUCGAUGAGUUGCCGAUUUUAGUUUAUUUUGAAAACAAAAUACCCAGUGUUUAUGAAGGUGAUCUUAUGAAGGAGGAAGAAGUUCUGAAAUGGAUCAUAAAGCAAAAGGAAGAGGAUACCAUAGAGGAGGUGACAGAUGAGAUACUUGAAGAGAUGAUCAAAAAAUAUGAAUAUAUUCUAGUAUUCUUUGCUCCCAAUGAUUGUCCGAAGUGUAAAAAAAUUCUUCAUGAGCUUGAAAACAUUGACGAUGAGACAGAUGACAAUGGAAUAUUGUUUGUAACAACAGACGACAUGAAAAUAGCAAAAAAACAAGCCAAACUUACCGAAUUCCCUGCAAUUGUUUUGUUCCGAAAUGGAGUACCCAUGGUAUACAAAGGAGAUCUUCUUGAUGAGGAUGCCCUCUUGAAGUGGGUGACAAGUGAAGAAGCUCUUGACAUUCCGGAUAAAAUUGAUGAAGUGAACUUGAGAAUGUUGGAUAAGUUGCUGGACACUUCUCCUUACGUGGCAGUUCUUUUCUAUAAAGAACAUAAUUCUGAUUGUGAAAAAGUAUUGGGAGAACUUGAAACCAUAGAUAAUGAAGUUGAGGCCCUCGAUAUAGACAUCGUAAAAAUUUCUGAUGCUGACAUCACUGAAGAAUAUGGUAUCAUCACGUUCCCCACUCUAGUAUUUUUCAAGAAAAGAUUCCCACAAUUCUACGAAGGGGACCUCAUGGAUGAACACAAGGUCUUAAAGUGGCUCGUAGAAAAUAAAGAGAAAAAGGAAGAUGUUAUAGAAUUUGUUGAUAAGAAAAUGUUGGAUGUAUUGUUAGAUGAUGUUGACCACAUCUGUGUUUAUUUCUAUGAAAAAUCAUGCACUGAAUGUGAAAAAAUCAUCAAUGAACUAGAGAAUAUUGAUGAUGAUACUGAUAAACAUGGAAUCCAUUUCAUCAAGACUGAUGACGUCAGACUAGCUGAAGAACUUGGAGUCAUCGAAUUUCCCAGCCUUGUAUAUUUUGAGCAUAAAAUACCCAGCAUUUAUCCAGGUGAUUUAUUGAACUCAAAUAAGGUGCUGGAGUGGCUUUUGAAGGAAAAGAAUGAAGACACCAUUGAAAAUAUCAACCGUGAAAUGUUUUUAAAACUCAUUGAAGACAGAGAGUUCUUAGCAGUCUUUUUCUAUGGAGAGAGUGACAAAGAAAGUGAGGAUGUUACCCAUCACCUGGAGAAAAUAGAUCACAUCUGCACAGAGUAUGAUGUUCAUCUGGUCAAAAUGUCUGACAAAUUCAUGGCAAAAAAAUAUGGAGUGAAAAAUCCACCUGGUCUUGUGCUUUUCAGAAAUGGAAAACCAAUUAAAUAUCCAGGAAAACUUAAGGACGAGGAAGAAGUCCUGGAGUUUCUUACAAGCCCAGAAAAUAUGGCCGUGAGUGAUAUUAUAGAAAAAGUAAACACCAGAAUGUUUGACCGAAUUCUACACAGAUUCGAUUAUGUUGCUGUUUUCUUCUUUGGUUCUGGUUGCAAGACGUGUCCAAAAGUAUUGGAUGAACUUGAAAAAAUAGACGAUGAAGCUGAGGCGGAAGGAAUCCAUAUCGUCAAAAAUGACGACAGCAGUCUCGCGAAAAGAUAUGGAAUCUUUGCCUUCCCUGCUCUCUUGUUCUUCCAUGGCCCUCAAUCUGAGCCUAUUAUUUAUGCUGGUGACAUCAAAAAUGGCCGACGAAUGCUAGACUGGUUAUUAGGACAAAAAGAUCCGAGUGCUGACGUCAUAGAAGAAAUUGAAGGGGACGAGUUACGAAAAUUGAUUCAAACUGCUGAUCAUUUGGCUGUAUUUUAUUACGAUAAAGCGUUGUGCUCCAACUGUGAAAGUGAGAAGAUUGAUGCAAUGGAGUGUGAAGACUGUCAGAUUAUAAUGGCUGAGUUAGAAGAUAUUCACGAUGACACUAAACGAAAUGGUAUUGAAUUUAUUAAAACAACAGAUCUCAUAGUUGCCAAGUCUUAUGGAAUAAAAAUAACUCCAGCUCUAGUAUAUUAUGAGAACGAAGCACCCAGCAUCUAUGAAGGAGAUCUUGCCGAUGAAAAUGAAGUGUUUGAAUGGCUUCUUCAUCAAAAGUCAGAAGAUACUAUUGAAACAGUAAACAAAGCCAUGUUAGAAAAGAUGAUCGAAGAGAGUCAGUAUUUGGCUGUUUUCCUUUAUAAACCUCACUGUCGAGCCUGUGAACUAGCCCUAUUAGAAUUGGAAAAUAUUGAUGACGAUACGGAUUUGUACGGAAUCACUGUGGUUCGUAUAUUCGAUAUGGAAAUUUCAAAACGCUAUGGUAUCAAAACUUUUCCUGCUUUGAUAUACUUCAGGAACGGAAAUCCUUUGAUUUUUGAUGCUGACUUAAAGAAUGAAGAAAUGGUUCUGGAAUGGUUGAUAGACGACGAUAACAGAGAACUUCCAGAUGAGAUUGAAACAAUCAACCUCAGAAUGUUGAAUAAACUUGUUGAAGAGUCACCUUUCCUCGCUGUCUACUUCUAUGAAUUAAAUAAUCAUGACUGCGAAAGAGUGCUGAUGGAAUUGGAACAUAUCGACGAAAGAUGUGAUACUUUCGGGAUAGACUUGGUAAAAAUAUACGAUCCUGAAGCUGUUAAAGAGUAUAAUGUGACAUCUGUUCCAGCAAUUGCAUUUUUCCGAAAGCAAGUUGCUAUGUUUUACGAAGGUGAUUUGUACGAUGAAGAACUCUUACUAAAAUGGUUGACAAGUAAUGAAAUUUUUGAAAUUGCUGACGAAAUUGAAGAAGUUAAUCGAAAGAUGUUGGAAAAGUUACUCGAGGAUAAUGAAUUCAUUGCCGUUUUCUUUUAUGAAAGCAAUUGUGAAAAAUGUGACGAAGCUCUUAGAGAAUUAGAGCAUGUUGAUGAUGAUGCUGAUGACUUGGACAUCAUGUUCGUUAAAAUUAAGGACCGCCGUUAUGGUAAAAAAUUCGGCAUCACUCAAUAUCCAUCACUGGUAUAUUUUAGGAAGAAAUUUCCAUCCAUCUACAGAGGAAAUUUACUCGAAGAAGAAGAAGUAUUGGAAUGGCUACGAAAAAAUAGAUAUAGGCAUCCGGAAAUGAACCUUUUCAUGUACGGGCUGGCUGCUAUUUUCGGAAGUUUCAUCCUUUACACAGUGUUUUUAAUCUACUGUCACAAAAAUAAGGAAAAGAAAGAAUAAAUUGUAUUAAUAUCUAUUUAAAUUUGGUACACAAAGUGAUUCAGACUUAAAUUUUGAUAAAAAUUUAAUAGACUUACCUAGGCAAAACUUAUAUUCUAAAUUUAAUCUAAGUAAUGAGAAGAAAAAUUUCUUAUUUAAAAAUUUUAUUUUGUAUACCAAGUUCAAACUUCAUAAUUAUAAAAAACUUUCCAGUAUUUUUUUUUCUUUAAAUAUUUCAACUUAUGAUAUCGUAUGUUAAAUAUUUAUACGCUCAAUACGUAUGGUUAACUUUACUCAUGCCAUAUGUUGAAGAUAUCAGUUGAAAAAGCAGGUUAUGUGUUGUUUUGAUUUGAGUUGCAACGCUUAGCAAGAGGUCAAUACUCAUGAUAGCCAGUUCUGCACUUGGCUUUAAGACAGUUGUUAUGACAGACAGGUGAUUUGGAUUUCUUAAAGUGUUCAUCAUAUUAAGUGUAAGAGCUGCGAUGGAAUAAAUUUGCAUUUGUUUUGUACAUUUGUGUUUCUCAUAAGUAUGUUACACAUUUCGUGCCCAUUGUAACUUUUUUUAUUUGUUAAUUAAAAAAAACUAUAUCUUGA